AUGUACGAGUCUUUUGCACCGGAGGUGUUUAUCGACGAGAGCAAAACCACUACAUCAAGCAUAUUUCAGACAUCCCCAAAGUCUCCUGCCAAGGAUUUUCAAAACACCCAGCUUACUCCUGCUAUCACCGACACUCCUUUCAAACACGGUAGUUCCACAAAGUUCCCCUGGACAACCAAUGCAUGUUACCGGAAUCUCACAGUCAAUACCAUGGGCGCGGAGAUGAAAGACUAUUGUGUUGGCCCAAUGCCAGUCCAGGAAUUUCUCGAGGCGUUUCUACCGACUUCAAAGAUACCAGAUCUGCCCGCUUUAACCUUCAAGAGUGGCGCAUUUGAUAGCACAAUCUGUGUCAAAAAUGAGGUGCUGGCUUAUGAACCGUUUAUUGGCACUAUGAAAUCAUUUGCUCCCGCUCUAUCAUUUGUCAAUACUUCCAACCAUGCAGAUACAAGGGUUGCUAAAGCAUUUUCAUUCGGUAUCAAGCCGGACAUCAGCAUAUAUGCUGAUGGAACAUCACACGGCUGCGAUGUUUCUACCGCAGAGGUUCUUGUCGAAUUGAAGUGGGCUACUAUUCAUGAUGCCUUUCGCGAACCUCUUGACUCGAAGUCCUCCUGCGUCAACCCGACCAUGAAGGGCAUGGACACGUUAGGACAAAUCACGAGCUACGCUGCAGCCCAGCUGGGUGCUCAAUACCGUACCCAUGCUUUCUCGGUCCUGAUCAUACGCGAUUUCGCUCGCAUCAUCAGAUGGGACACGGAGGGAGCCAUUGUUACUUGCGCCUUCGAAUACAACAAAUAUCCACACCUAGCCGACUUCUUCCAUCGGUUUUCACAUGCAUCGCCUGCAUUGCGUGGCGUUGAUACAUCAGUGACGCCCGCUAGCGCCGAGGAGGCCAUUCGUGCACGGUUGAAGUUAAGCCUUCAUCUUGACACGCGCAUGUUCAAGGUUACCAUCCCUGCUGCUGAGGGUGUUGGUUCAUACACGUUGAUCAUUCCUGCACCUGUUGCCCGUGGUCUUUCUCCUGUUGGCCAUAGGACGCGUACAUGUGCUGCAUUUGACCUUGUCAACGACAAGAUUGUCAUGUUCAAGGACUCUUGGCGGGUGUCAUUGCCCGAUAUCCUACCAGAGGGUCAAACUUACAAACUCUUGAAGGACGCCAAUGUUCGCAAUGUCGCAAAAUGCAUUGCAUGUCAUGAUGUACCAUCCCUCCCUCAGCAACUCACACAAACGUUCAAGUUCAACAAAGCCCCAUGGACGUGUUCUCAUAACCAUCUCACUCCACAUGUUCAUUACCGUCUGGUUCUCAAUCUUGUUGGCAAGCCGUUGAUACUCUUUAUGAGCUCUCGUGAAGUCGUCGAAGCUGUUCGUGAUUCACUUAUUGCCCAUGAGGACGCAUGUAUCAAGGCAGGCGUGUUACAUCGAGACCUCAGUGCUGGAAAUGUGGUCAUGCAUGAAGGCAUUGGCAUCCUCAUAGAUUGGGAUCUUGCAAAGUUACUCAGAAUUAAGGGUCCUCGACAAAUCACACGCACGUUUCCUGUCACCAAGGGAACUUGGCAAUUCAUGUCCACCAACCUUGUCGAAAACAAACAUGCCGCGCAUACCAUCGAAGAUGACCUCGAGUCCAGUUUUUACGUCGUUUUUUGGGUCGUCUUGAUGUACACGAAGAGUAAUUUGGAUACUCCCACUCGGUCGCUACUCAUGAAGCAGGUCUUCGAGGCUGAGGAGAUGCAAGGGACUGGAUCAAACUCAAAAUCGGCUUUCCUCAUCUCAAGACGACAAGUUGAUGGUGAUGUGUUUGUUGGGCGCAAAGCGCUUGACAAGCUUGUUCUUGUACUUGCCGAACUUUUCGCUCAUCGGUACAUUUUGGUCACCACUGAGCAUCAGGCUGCAUUCGACAAAACAUUUCCAUGCCUGGAGCCCGCAAAGGGGACUCCCACUCAUGCAAUUCUCCUCGUGAACUUGAAGGCAAAUACUGCUUACAAGAAGCAGGUAGCCAUGGAGACUUUGAAGUCACAUUCCAAGGUCAUCGCCAUCUAUGAUGAAUACCUCAAAUCGGAUGCUUGGCUCUCUCAUGAGGUUCCCACACUGCAACCUCUCGUUGAUGAUGAGAAACGCAAGCCACAAGAAUUCUUCACGAAGUCGCAGUACCCCUCCCAGGAAGAGACAGAGGUCAAACUCGGACUCAAGCUGAAGCCGGUGAUUGGGCAGCUUCGUCAUGACAAAUUUACGGGUAAUUUGGGUGACGUAUUUGAGAGAUUUGACGAAAUACCAAUAUGCAUAUUAGGGUCGCUAGCGAUGUGCUUUCCUGCCAAGCGAGUCUUUCCAUCAAUCUGA
This is a messenger RNA of Suillus clintonianus, 2331 nucleotides long. RefSeq lists its product as uncharacterized. Gene Ontology annotation, biological process: protein phosphorylation. The transcript has 5 exons. The coding region runs from base 1 to 2331 and encodes 776 amino acids. The record is from RefSeq and is a predicted model, not a curated record. Gene Ontology annotation, molecular function: protein kinase activity. Lineage: Eukaryota; Fungi; Basidiomycota; Agaricomycetes; Boletales; Suillaceae.